Arabis nemorensis is the source of this 1428-nucleotide messenger RNA. The record is from the annotation of a GenBank genome assembly. Lineage: Eukaryota; Viridiplantae; Streptophyta; Magnoliopsida; Brassicales; Brassicaceae.
AUGUACAAUCAAGUGAUUGAGCCCUCCUCUGGUUUGAAGCUUAGGUACUUACCGGUUCACAACUCCCGUAAACGGCAUUGCACGCUGGAGCCAUCUCCCGGUAACAAGUCUGCAUAUGAGGAUACCUGUGGCUCCUGUGUGACAGACGAUUUGAACGACUUCAAACACAAGAUUAAGGAGAUCGAGUCAGUCAUGAUGGGGCCAGACUCUUUGGACUUAGCCGUUGAUGGCACGGACUCCUUCGAUUCCACCUCCUGUCAAGAGAUCAACAGCUGGAGAUCAACUCUCGAGGCCAUCUCCAGGCGGGAUCUAAGGGCUGAUCUUGUUUCCUGCGCUAAAGCCAUGUCUGAAAACGAUCUUAUGAUGGCACAUUCCAUGAUGGAGAAGCUACGCCAGAUGGUCUCCGUUUCGGGUGAGCCUAUCCAACGCUUGGGAGCUUACUUACUGGAAGGCCUUGUGGCUCAAUUAUCUUCAUCGGGUACUUCCAUAUACAGAGCCCUUACCAGGUGCCCUGAACCCGCCAGCACCGAGCUUCUCUCCUACAUGCACAUUCUCUAUGAGGUUUGCCCUUACUUCAAGUUCGGAUACAUGUCGGCAAAUGGUGCCAUUGCUGAAGCCAUCAAGGAAGAAAACCGACUUCACAUCAUCGACUUCCAGAUCGGCCAAGGGAGUCAAUGGGUCACUCUUAUCCAGGCUUUUGCAGCUAGGCCCGGCGGGCCUCCGAGGAUACGGAUAACGGGUAUUGACGAUAUGACUUCAGCGUAUGCUCGUGGAGGCGGCCUAAGCAUUGUUGGAAACAAACUCGCCAAGCUUGCUAAGCAGUUCAACGUUCCAUUUGAGUUCAAUUCUGUAUCUGUCUCAGUGUCCGAGGUUAAGCCUAAACACCUCGGUGUCCGACCAGGGGAAGCUCUAGCUGUCAACUUUGCCUUUGUGCUUCAUCAUAUGCCUGACGAAAGCGUGAGCACUGAGAAUCACCGGGACCGGUUACUGAGAAUGGUGAAGAGCUUAUCUCCCAGAGUGGUGACUCUGGUGGAGCAAGAAUCAAACACAAACACAGCCGCCUUCUUCCCGAGAUUCAUGGAGACGAUGAACUAUUACGCCGCAAUGUUCGAGUCGAUCGAUGUGACCCUCCCAAGGAAUCACAAGCAUAGGAUUAAUGUGGAGCAGCAUUGUCUAGCAAGAGACGUCGUGAACAUCAUCGCGUGUGAAGGAGCUGAUCGUGUGGAGCGCCAUGAGCUCCUAGGAAAAUGGAGGUCAAGAUUUGGGAUGGCGGGUUUCACUCCUUACCCGUUGAGCCCCCUGGUGAAUUCCACCAUUAAAAGUCUGCUCAGGAACUACUCGGACAAAUACAGGCUGGAAGAAAGAGACGGAGCCUUGUAUCUUGGUUGGAUGCAACGAGAUUUGGUCGCCUCGUGUGCCUGGAAAUGA